This is a messenger RNA of Cyphellophora europaea CBS 101466, 1368 nucleotides long. RefSeq lists its product as uncharacterized. Gene Ontology annotation, molecular function: mannan endo-1,6-alpha-mannosidase activity. The coding region runs from base 1 to 1368 and encodes 455 amino acids. The transcript has 2 exons. The record is from RefSeq and is a predicted model, not a curated record. Lineage: Eukaryota; Fungi; Ascomycota; Eurotiomycetes; Chaetothyriales; Cyphellophoraceae. Gene Ontology annotation, biological process: fungal-type cell wall biogenesis; carbohydrate catabolic process.
AUGGCUUUCGCUCACACCCGUGUGGCGGUUCUCUCCUUUGCGGUCGCCGCCUUGGCCAUCAAUCUCAACCUCAAUCACACCGCGUCCGUCAUCGACGCUGCAUCGAUCGCCGCUCGAGGUCUCCGGUCCCUUUACAAUGGCGACACCGCUGGUGGCGUACUUGGCAAAUUCCCUUACCCGCCAUACUACUGGUGGGAGUCUGGCGCGGCCUGGGGGGGUAUGGUUAACUACUGGCACUACACCGGCGACGAUCAAUACAACAACAUCACGUGGGAAGCCUUAGUCUCGCAGAUGGGCCCUCAGUCCGACUGGGUUGUGCCUGUUGAGGCUUUCAACGAGGGCAAUGAUGAUCAGGCCUUCUGGGUCUUUGCUGCGCUGUCUGCUGCCGAGCACGGUUUUCCAGAGCCACCCGCCCCCUUUCCCACCUGGAUCACCACUGCUCAGAACGCCUGGCAGCUGUAUGUCGAGAGAUGGAAUACCACCAACUGCAAUGGUGGCCUGAAAUGGCAGUUCUAUCCGGAGAACAAGGGCUACAACUACAAACAAUCCAUCGCCAACGGAGCGUUUUUCCAAAUCUCGGCUCGUCUUGCUCGAUACACUGGCAACAACACCUACCUGGACUGGGCCAACAAGAUCUGGGACUGGACAACGGGUAUUGGUCUGAUCGACAACAUCUACAAUGUCUUUGACGGCUCGGAUGAAUUGAUCAACUGUACUCGAGUGGAUCACCACCAGUGGACAUACAACGUCGGAGUCUUCUUGUAUGGCGCCGCUGUGUUGCAAAACUACACCAACGGUAGUGACGUCUGGUGGACGCGAACCAACGGCCUCCUCGAUGCUACUUCGACCUUCUUCUCCCCUUUUCCGAAUGCGACCGGCAUCAUGUUUGAGGCUCAAUGCGAGCUUGACAACAGUUGUAACGUGGAUCAAUUGUCCAAGAAGGCCUAUCUCGCACGCUGGCUGGCUGGUACAUCGCUGAUGGCCCCAAACACCGCCGGCAAGGUUGGUGCUUUGCUAAAAGCUUCUGCUGCCGGGGCUGCUGCCGCUUGUACUGGUGGUUCCGAUGGCAGAACUUGCGGAUUCCGCUGGUACACUGGUAGUUACGACAACAACACUGGAGUAGGUCAGCAGCUUUCUGCCAUGGAGAUCAUGUACACAUUACUUGUCAACCAGACCGCGCCACCCAAGACUUUGUCCAAUGUGGUAAUCAGGGAUGCUCCUGCCAACUUGACCACUCCCACCACGGAUCCGGACUCAAGUUCGACUCAUCGGCCUCUCCAUGAUGGCCAACCUCCACUCGGUACGGUUCCUGGACUGGGUUUAAUGUUUACUCUAACGACUAUUCUCAGUUUGAUCUGGUCCAUAUGA